UGUACAAUUUGAAAAAUGUUACUUUUGUUAGGAGCCCGAUGAAGUCAUCCUUCCUGUGCAAAUAGAAAAUAUGAAAGGAAAACAAUUUGUUUUCCAAAUACAAUUAAAUAACUAUAAUCUCAACUAUGGAUGGGAAUUCUACACUGUCAAGAAACUUUUUGACUCUUUUCAAGAAAUUGACAAAGCAAUUCAGCUUGAUAAAAUGACAAAAGUUUACAUCAGUGAUACUUCAAAUGAAUGUAGCAACAACUUAUCAAUUGAAGAAGAUGGUGAUUGUACAAAAUUUCAAAUACUUGAUGUUCAAACCAAUAUGCAACUCACACCAACAUCUGUACUCAAGGAAAACAAAAAGGCAUAUUCAGGGACUACUACAAAGCAACAAAGGAAGAAGAUACAAAAAACACUUUAAAGUUGUCUUUCAAUCUCUAAUAUUUUCUAUGCACAAUUUGGUUUUAAUGAAUUUGUGAUUUUG
Molecule: messenger RNA, 472 nt
Organism: Quercus robur (English oak)
Lineage: Eukaryota; Viridiplantae; Streptophyta; Magnoliopsida; Fagales; Fagaceae
Exons: 2
Coding region: 71-409 (112 amino acids)
Source: RefSeq, a predicted model, not a curated record